CAUGUGGUCAAAUUAGGCGUGGCCGGAUUGCACGCGGAGUACAAUGCUGUGGUCCGUAUCAAGAGUGAUGAUCCUCGAAGUGCAUUUAAAAUUUAUGAAGCUCAACGAUCGAAAUGUUACCCCUACUGGCCAGAGACGGUGCACCGGAAACUCUAUUUCUCCUCCGGAUAUCCCGGCACCAUGCCCAACCCAAUCGAUUCAUCCAGUUCUGGCACGGCUUCCAAAGACCGCUCGCACCCGAUUGCCGAAUUCGAAGUGGAGAACGUGGCGUGCCGCAUGGAUGAGCAUUUUGCCUGUAGUACGUUGCGCCUCACCCACCUGCCGUCCGGCCGACGUCGUACGGUGGAACAUUUCGCCUAUUUCUCCUGGCCUGAUCACGGUGUCCCACUGAGCACAACCGGACUGCAGCAGUUGCUCUCUUCCGUACAGGAUACCUAUAACCAAUCGAUUCGACAACUCGGAUACAGCAGUUUUAUGGAUCAGAUCGUUCCCCCCCCACCGGUCGUUGUUCAUUGCAGCGCUGGUAUUGGUCGAACCGGUACCUAUGUGACCGCGGACAUCUGUACGAAAUGGCUUAUCGAUUCGACCAAUACUGCCAAACUCAUCAAUAUCCCGCUGACAGUCAGUCGCGUACGGUCACAACGUUGCGGUUGUGUUCAAGUUGCCGCCCAGUAUGUGUUUUGCUAUCGCGUGCUGAUUGACUAUGCCCUGCAACACAAACUAUUGGACGACGGACCCGAUAGUCUUGCACAAACCGCUCUGGACCUGUUGAAACCACCGUUGCCGCAUCACACUGAAUCGUCGGGACUCGCCUCUAUUUCCCCCAUAUUCUAUCACUCAUCUUCUCUGCCCCGACCAGGACAUCAUCCUCCCGGUGUGUCCUCCAGCGUAUUCGGAUCUGGUGGCCCAGUUCCAUCCGGUUUAAGUGCCACGUUGGCAGAAUUUCGCAAUUUGCUACCCACAACACAGUUGCUUUCGAUCUGGCACGCAAUGAAAUCGAAACGUGACCAAGAAGGUGGUGCUCAAGCACUGGUCAAUACUGACUUCGUUAUGACUGAGAACAUUUGUUCGGACUCUGAGUCGACUUCAGAUGCCGAUCAUCCGGUUGAUUCGUUCCGCGACAGUCCCCGGGCAGUGAUGUUAGACAGAGUGUCUGUGGCCUCACAACGGGAUAAGGUGGACACGCCUCGUUCGACUGGGGAUUGUUCACCUGCUCAUUCCAAUCGAUCCUCUGUCUCUUCGCAUACCACAGAUGCCGAUUGUCCCGUGAUAUGUGUUCCCGGUCCGGUUUACUUAGUCCACGAUGCGGACGCGGAAUGCACAAAAUCGUCCGGAGCUUUGAACAUUGAAGUAAACACGGAGAAGGCAACGUGA
Messenger RNA from Echinostoma caproni, 1374 nucleotides. Lineage: Eukaryota; Metazoa; Platyhelminthes; Trematoda; Plagiorchiida; Echinostomatidae. The record is from the annotation of a GenBank genome assembly.